GAAGAGGAGACUCUACAGUCUGUGUCUGUUGUUUUCAUCUUGCGUUUUUUUCUCCUGUUUUUCCCCUGCGGCCCGGCAGCACCACCGUGUGCAUUCCGUUUUUGCUGCCCACCCUGAGGAAGCAGAGACAGGAGACGGGUGACCGCCGCGAUCUGGCUGUUGUGUCACUCUGUGGUGAGUGUGUCCGCGAUCCGAAAAAACGUAACACGGAUGUCGCGACCUGCUCAAUUGGAAAGUGGGAAAACGUUUCUGGAGGCAUACUUCUUCGCUUCCCAGGAACUGGAGAGUUUUGCCGCGCUCGGAAAGAACUCUCAAAUUCCCCAGAAACAGUUCCUCCGCGGCCCCCGCCGUUUUCUCUGGUUGGACUGAUGGCUCGGGUCUUCACGCCGCUGGAACAGUGAGGGACAAUACCUCGAGGAGCGCUGGGUGUGCGGGUGCAAAUGUUAUGCUGUCUGUUUUUGUCCAGCCGCUUUCACAUAAAUUGGUGACAGUCAAAUGCCUUUUCAACAUAGUGAGAGCCUGCGUGUUUCUCGCGUUCCCCGUCGGCGCCAUAAGCCGCGGCGAGCGCACGCGACACUCGAGCUGGGACGCGAAAACACUCUGAGAUCCUUCUGGGAUGCCGCUGUUCUGCCUCUCCGUAGGACAGCAAAUGCGUGCAAGAAGUGCAGUACGUGACUGCCCCUGUGAAGACUACUUCGCGAACUCUGCGUUCGAGAUUCCGUAUGCCCCACUCUCCAUGCCGUUGAAGGGAAGUGACCCGUCAACCUCGUUGUUCAACCAAAAAGUCACGGCCACCGGGUCUUUCUGCCGUACUUAGAUUCGUCUUGUCCUAUCGGAAUUAAUACAGCGAAUAGAGGUCUUUGGCACUUUUUGCUUGGUGCAUGCUUUCUGGUAACCCCUUCGCAGGCACCACAGCGGUCGAGUUGUAAGGAUCGCGCCACAUCCCACUCGGCGACGGCAAGGGACGAAGAACGGAGCCAAAUCGCUCGCGUUGCCUACAUUACCUUGAAUGGGCGCUGUGUGUAAUCGGGCCCGUUUUGCUGCUCUGCACUUUCAUAUGGGAGCAACGCCAUAGACUGCCGACCCCUUCCUCUCUUCUGUCGAUCAUCUGCUCGGAGGAAAAUCCUCGGAGGUCCCGUAAAACUACCGGAGCAACACUUCCGCCUAGUGUCUCUUUUUCCGCGAACACGCUGAAGCGAAGGUUGCGUCAUCUGCAGAGGAACUGUAUCUAACGUCUGCAGAAGUUCUGUCACUCAGUUUUCUGCCCCCUUCGGUCUCCUGGCGUGUCGAGCCGGUCGGUGCUCUAAAGCAAUAAAGAUGCAAGAAACGUCUCCCGCCCACCGCGAGCGACAUGCGCUGCGCCUCCAACUGGUUCCUGAUCAGCUGUCUCCCUCGCUGGAAGACGCAUCUUCUACUUCCCAUCCAUCGUGCGCUGCACCGUCAGAUCGAGACGUUUCGUCGUGUGUCGUUUCGCGACAGAAUAUCCGAAAUGACUCGACAGAAGGUGUGACAGUUGUCAGUCCUCACUUGCGACGGUGUCUAACCGAGUACGAUGAAUACAUCGACUUCCUUCCCGCGAGCGUAAUGGACGUUUCUUCGCCGUCGCAGAGAUCCGGAGGGGCUGAGCGAGAUGACGCCAAGCUGGAGGGCCUAACUGGGCCGGGGAACAACGGGGACCGGGACAGCCUUUCAAGGUGGCCUGCGAAACUUACUACCUCGCUCUCCUCCGCGUUUGUUCAGAGACGGGGAGUGACAAGACCAGGAUCUGAUCUGGUGUCGCCUCUCUUUUCGUCUUUCUUGGCAGACGGCAGGCAUGGAAGUCGCAACGAGGUAGACUCAGCUGGAUUCGGUGCCGGCGAAGGAGAACAGGGGGCCAAGCAGUGCCCGCCGCUGCUGACGACGAAGCAAGAAGGCAGACUGGAAAUGGACGACGGGAACGGCGAGCCGCUUGAAGCCCAGUGUGGCAGUGGGAGACCACGCGUUUUGACGGCUGACGCGUUUCCUCCCUCUCAGCGUCUGUCGCGAUCGACGUCACUCGAUUCCUCUCUCGCUUCAAGCCGCAAAUGCAGAGCACAGCUCCUCCGAGCGACCGAUGCACUGUGCAUGCGUUCCCCGCUGUUUACCCGGAACGACUCGCCCCUCUUCUCUCGUGUCCCCUCUAUGAGCCUCACAACAGGUGGGCGCUCUGAGCUAAAGCUGGGGGCGAGCGAACCAGGAAGCAGUGAAGAGAGGAAAAGCGAGAAAGAGUACGGGACGCAACUGGACAAAGAGACAGGCGACAGCUCCAUGGAGGAUGAGGUCGUUUCGGGGUUGGAAGGUGACCGCGAGGUAUCUGGGAGAACACUUCUGCAACCCGACUUUCACACCCGUCUUCAAGCUGCUUUGCGCGAACAAGAAGAAUGUCGCGCGCCGGGACUCCGCCUCCUUAGACAGCAGGAAAUGAGGGAGCAAGGCGACAUGGAAGCUGAACCAGUGCUUGCUCCUUCCCACUCGAGAGGCGGCGAUGAUGAGGGACGGGUGGGCCCCGGAGUGGGCCGGCUCAAUGGCGCCGGGAGAAGAAGAGGCAAAAACAAGGGCGCGGCUCGUCUCCCGCAUUUGUUUCGUGUCGGCGGUGCUGACUCCGAUGCACGAGAGGGCAUUUUGAACGCAGUUGUAGCAAAAUCCAGUGAUGGAGGAGAACGAACUGCUGGAGACGUAGAGAUGGAGGCGGACGGGGAACACCAGUGUGACUGGGCAAUGAAGGCGGCGGGUGCAGAGGACGUGGCUGCACUGUUAGCACCAGGACACAGAGAGAGUCGAGAAGGCGAAGACCGGGGUGAGAAAGCCAAAGCGACCACGGACGCGCAGCAGCUUCCUGAGGAUGCUGUCAUUCGUAUGCUCUCGCUCUCCGUCGAACUCGACAUUAUGGGAGUAAAUUCGUGUGCCGUCGGCAGUGCCGAGGAUGUGGCGCGAAUGACCCGCUGGAGAGCAGACCUAGACGAUGAGUCAGACUCCUCGGUCAGCAUCCGGAAAAAUGGUGUGGAGAACGGUGCGUCUGCGUCUGGCGUGGCGUCGGAGCUGAAGGAUAGAGAGAUAUUGGCCACUCGAUGCGAUGACAAAGACCAGGUUGUCACACGGGUUACAGAGAAAAACGCGCAGCGGCAUACCAUCAUCGAAGAUCUGGGCACCACAGACGGGCCUCGCACAACGCGGAUGGUGGUGCAGCAUGGCGAUGAUGACUCGUCGCCUCGAGAGAGUUCAGCUGUUUUGAGGCUCGAUGAUGUGUCGUUGCCUCUCUAUCCCAUUGGGCAAACAAUGGAUUGUUCCCCAUCUACACCUACCUCGUCUCCGAUCGCCUGCUGUUCACGGUUUGCUCGCCAGCUUGUCUUUAGUGCCUCACGGUCUCCCCGAGCUCGUCCCUUCUUCUUCGGCUCCCAUCAUACGGUUUCUGGACCGACUUCAUGCCCCUCGUCGGCAUUUGCUCCCACGUUUGCCACUGGUUCCAGGGGUGCUCUGGCGAAUGCACAAGAUGAAAAGGAUGAGGAACGACGGGAGAGUCACGCAUUGAUGUGUGCGCUCGGAAACAUAAACGAGGAAGAAAGUGGAGAAGAGCCGCAAAAUCGCGUUUGCGCCAUCGAUGCCACCGCUGGUGUCGGCGUAGAUGGUGUCUCUGACAACGCAAGAGAGACGGGCAAGAAGAGUGAAGUGGACGACAGCGAGGAGCGAUGCGUGAGUAUGCCUCUCUUCCAGAGGAAAAAGGCGUCACCGUUCUGUCACGAAGGAGAACUCCUACUAGCCUCUCCUUUGGCCCCGCCGCAUCCGGACAUUCUUACGCCGAGGAGCGCCGGAAACGCCUGCGGUGCACGUCUCCUCCUUGGGCCCGCACCUGGUUGCGGUGUCUCACCAUCUCCACAGCACCCGCCGAUCACUGAUAUUUCGCCAGGGGCAGUGUGUGGAGGCGCUGGAGUGGGUGCAGCCACAUGGGCUUCAUCGUGCCGGUGCUUUCUUCCAGAAGACUCGCUGUCUCUCUUUCUAGAAAUUCGCUCCACGCUCCUGAAUCUCUUGGAAGAACUACACGAUGCGUGUUGCUGCUGUCAUCCUGCGUCGAGUAAGGGGCCGAGCCUUCGUUUCAGCCCAUGUUGCGCAUAUCAUUUCCCGGCGUCCUUCCCGUGUUCGUUACCAUCUUCCUCGUCAUGUUCCGUAACAACGCCCAGGCCCCUCUCGCCGUCCUCCCCGUCGCCCCCAGCGUCGGUGUGUCAUUCCUUCUCUUCUAGUGCGAUAGAUGACACUGUUGUGCAGUCGAGGGGAUCAUCCCUGGAGGGGCAGAGGUCAAUCCGCGACAUCGCCUGUGCAGGCGAGGCCUCUCUGUGUUCUCCGGCCUCCGCGUCCGCCUCCCCAGGUUUGAAAGCUCUGCGGCCGCCGGGACUGGAGCCUUUGUGCCCCCACGCGCUUGCUGCUGAGGUGUCUCCAUCGUCAAGCGAAACCGUUGCGUCACCUGUGGGAACCGGCGAAUUCUUCCGUGAAGCCGUUUCGCGAGGAGACUCGACUCCGCCCGGCUUGUGUGGCGGCGACAGUGCGACACUGGAAAAGGUGGUCUUCAAAAAGGACGAACUCAAAGAGGAUGUUAGCUCCGUUGUAGACGAGGCCUCACCAGUCGAGCAGGAGAGAGAUGAAAAGGAGAAGAAGAUCCCUGGAGUCCGGGUGUCGAUUGGCAGCAAUGUGUGCGCGUUUCGCGUGGACGGAAAGCAAAACCUAGACAUCCGCGAUGAGUGCCCGGACAGUCAGAAAAAGUCAGCCCUCCGUGCGAAAGCGACGACAACUGUUAGUACGACUGUCUCUGCGAUUACCCCUGCUUGCACACCUACUGCAUCAGGCUGUUUCGUAGACAGCCAUUGUGGCGUCUCCAUAGUCACCGGCAUCCCUGUGUGCGGGGUACCAUCCAUUGAGGAUUCGCGAUCCGAGUCGCCGGUCGGUCCAGACGUAGAGGUGAAGCGUCUUUCCGGAGUCCCGCCGAGCCCGACGGGGAUAGACGAAACUGUCGAGUCAACUGCGAACACCGGCCUGAUCGGGAUGUCAGAAAGCGGUUUUGCCAAGACGGCAGAGGCUGUUGCAGCUCAGAAGAAAGCAAUGAGUGGAGAAAUCGAAAGAGCGGGAGACAGCGACAGGCUAAGUCGGGUGGCGGAUGGGUUGUUGUCCGGCCAGCAAACCAGAGAGGGGUUCGAAGAGGAAGAACGCGCAUCCAUAUCUUCCGGUGCCACACGUUGCCCUGGCACGGGAGACAAGAACGCUGGACUUGGAGGUCGAUGCAGCCUUGACACGCCUGCCGCGUCGCCUUCGUCUUCAGUUUCCGUGGCUUCUCCCGACGCCUACUCGUUCUCGCCCUUCACCCGCUCAGGAGUGGGAGCUGAGUCCCCCGGAGAGAACCAGAAUGCUUUGUCGGCCUCGUCGUCACCUGCCCUUCUCACGUCUUCCACUCGUCAUCCCCCGCUUCCGUCUUCACUACAUCGAGUUCCGGGUGUUGUGUCGCCGUUCGCGUCUUCCUCAUCUCUAUCUGUCUGCUCCAGCACACCGAUGUCUCAAGGGGGCGUCCUCCCGCGGUGUGGACCCGCGCUACAUGCACUCUUUUUCGAGCAUGUAGACUGUCUGCGGUCCUCGAGGUGUUUCGUGGAGCAACUGGCCUACGCACACAUUUUCCGCAUGUGCCUCCAGACACUCGGUGGGGGUCGGCCUUCUUCCCUGUCUCCGUUGCAGCAACAGUUCCUCGUUCGAGAACUUUUUCUCCUUCGGCAGGAGCCGAACAGGCUGCUGGUUCGAAAUGCGUUCAUGUGGACAGGCCAGCCGGGAUGCCGGCACAUUUUGGAUCAACUGUGUGGCUCGUCUGUUUCUCUAAGUGCAGGGAUGAUUACAUCAAAAAACCCAUUCGCGAUGGAUAGAGACAAAUUGGGGGCUGCCGGGCAUGCAACCCAACAUGGCGCCUACGGAUGGGGAGGCCUACAUGGCAUGGGAAACGGCGAUGGUUCUUCACCUGGCUUCCCUGGCGGAUUUUUCGGAUUUGAAAAAUCAAGCAGUAACUGGGAAUUUUCUGGUCAGCAUGGCUUCGAUGAUCUCCGGAAGAACGGAUCUCAUGCGGGGCAGAGUCGAAUCUCCACUCGCGGCCAAUCUGCUCUCGCUGCGGCGACUGCGACGAGUAGCGGAGAACAGGCGCGUGUCGAGUGUAUUGGAGGAGUGGAUGACGGAACAGGCAAAGAGGCUGGGUACUCGACGGGUACCCGAAAAGGUCGAACAUUUGGAGAUCAGGAAGAGUCAGACGACCGCGAAGGUGGAGGUAAAGCAGACCAGAAGGGUGACGCGGCAGCUUCAAGUGACAUUAAUUCUCCUGUCGCCGCUUCACCGGCGAAAGCCCUUCUUGACCCCUCGAUCUUCCUUUGUACAGCUGACAUGGAAGUGGGGGCCCAGAAGAGUGCGCUUGUUGCAUCUCUAAGAGCGCUUCGAUCGUUGGCACCAUCGUGGGCCUCCCAGCCAGAAGGUGGCUUUGCGUUUCACCUCCAGCAGCUCCUCCAGGCUCGUUCGCUUCAUUCUCAGACGCUGCAGAACUAUCGCGUGAUCCUCCAAGAACUUUUCUCCGUUCCGCCUCGUCUGUGGGGGAAGGAGCGUUUGUUGGAUGCUCUUCAUGAUCUCGACUGUUUGUACAGUGUAACAAAACGUCGAGCAGAGGCACGACAGAAACGUGUAGAAGAGAUGCUGCGCACGUCCAGGGAAAACGCCGAUUCUGAGGCUCAAGACAUGAUCCGAAGAGACGACGAAGGUAAUGAGUCUUCGCACCUGUCAGGAGCCGGUGAAGGUCAGGAAAACCGCGCAGAAUCUGUCCGGGUGUUGCAGCAGGCGUCACGAUUGGGACAAACAGGAGAGGGCGGUAGUGGUGGCCGCCGCGUAGUGAUUGAUGAUGCGAGGCUUCCAAAGGUGUUUGGGUCGGGAUCGUAUGCGCCGGAGGACAGUGUGGCUUCCCGGUCUCAAGAGAAACCAGAUUUCCUUAGUGAGGCAGACGAUGUCCAUAGUGCUGAUUCUUUUUUCAAGGGCUCUAGGAGGCGUGAAGACACGGAUUCACGCGAUCCCAUGACGCGUCACCAUCUGCAGAGUGAGAGGGACGAACAUUCGCUGUUGAAUUCGGAAGAGCUCCACUUUCGCCAAGGGCGAAGUGUGUGUAUCGGGGGAAAGUCUUCGUCCUCUUUUGAUGCUGCUGAAUCUCUAGGAACCCAUAGAGGAGAUUCGUCCGACUUAGAGGAUCCAUCGAUAUGCGCGAAGGGGUGGCCCUCCACAACAGGCGAGUCAGACACGCAGGCGUUACAACAGGUUCUGGAGGAGCAGCUUCGGAGACAGGGUCUCAGUGCACAUAAUGUUGGUGCGACACUAGCUCAGGUUCUUCGGUCAGGAGGAACGGACGCUGCGUUGAAGGCUCUGCAGCGACUUCUGGCUCCGUCGCGACAGUCUCAGGGUGCGCACGCUGGAGGUCUUAGUCGAGACAACCGAGUCGGUGCCAUGGAGAGGAGCCAGAAACAGCUUCUUCGCCAGCUCAUACAAGGCGCCACUUCUAUGUCACCAUCCCUUGGUUCUUCCUGGGAAGCCAAUGGUGUGUCUCUGGCAUACGCCAGUAAGCUUCGUGGAGUUUCUAGUCAGCGCGGCGGACGGGAAGGCGAUGAACAAGAACCGAUUCCGCUUCUUGGGACUUCGAAGCAACGGGGGCUCGAGAGAUCGGGUGCGUCUCCAGCGCGCUCUGGCAGUGGAAUGCCAACAGACGAGGAACGACUAGGAACAGAAGUAACAGAGAGAGGUAAUGCGUCGCGCCGAGGAAAACCCCACUACUCGGAGUCCUCUUCGAAACGUAUGAAGACAGAGGGUGGUCAUCUGCGGCGCCAUGACGCAUCCUUGUCGCUUGCGGUGGGCGAUGACGAGCUGCAGGCGCUUUCAGCGCUGCCGUCCCCAAAUGACCAGGCGCUGGGUUCCUCGCGAGCGCACACCCGUCAUUCACCCUUAUCACGUCAGUCUCAUUUCCCGUCGCCCUCUGCCGCAGGCCUCAAUGGGAACCAGAAACUUGGUGUAUCUGGUCACUGUUCAUCUCGACGCCACGAGGCAAAAGAAAUGGCCGCUGGCGAAGGACGAGGAAAGUCAUACGCUUGGUCCGCUGCGGGGAACGGGAGAGAGGGUGGCGUGGGAAGUCGCGGAUCCGGCACUGGUCGAGAGUCAGGAUCGGGAGGUCAGAAGGAAGAACAAGCAGAGCGACUGGAGUAUGCAAGACGGGCCGCAACACUCGAGAAGGUGAAGGGAGUGUUCAUCGGCAAGAAAAACACUUGCUGGGUCGCCCAGUGGACUGACAGCUCGGGCCGUUCCCGUCAAACAUGUUACAAUAUAAAGGCUCUCGGCUUCGAAGUGGCCCGUCAAAAGGCGAUUGAGGAGAGACAGAGGCAGAUGGGGUCUGCCCCAAUAAUUGUGUCAGGAGGCAGUGGCAGACACCAGAGUUCGGCUGCUUCGGAUCUUCGCCGACAAGGUGGCAUGGCAACCUCGGCUACUGCCCAUGCUAGCGGUGUAGGCGUAGUAAGCCAUGGAUCUGGAGAUGUGACUUCUCCGGCAUUCUCAGCAUCCGCGCAGGUAGCGGGUGGCCCGCGUGAUACCGAUGAACUAAUUGCUUUGAGGAAUGAGGACCAGAAAGUGACCGGAGGCCCAGGACGGAGACAAACUAUGAGUUCAUCUCCAGGGAGUGUCAGCCCGACCAUGUUUCCGACAGAUGGGCUGCCUUCGCGUCAGAACGGAAACUCUGCUGGCACCGCCAACGGCACUACGGCGAUGGCCAAUGAUGCACUGCUUUCUGCUGUCGUCCAUGCUACAGCAAAUGCCCUGAACGGGGUAGGAGUCAGUUCGAACGCUGAAGGUAAUUCAGUUCGAUCUUCCCUAUCGCCGACCUCUCUGGCUGCAGACAUUCUUGCUCAGUUACAGAGUGCGUCCCGAGGGCUGUCUCCCUCACCAUCGGAUCGACGAAAAAGGAGCGUCGAUCUGCUACGGUCGCUGUCUGGUUCUCCUGUCUUAGGAGCCUCAAGUACGGCGCCGCCACUCCCGUCUGCUUUGUCGCCGUCCUCUCCAGAUGGGGCGGCUUCAACAAUGGUGCCUUCCGCUGGGUUGAUUAGUGGAGGGGAGAGCGGUCGGCUGCCCGUUUUGGCUGCCCAGGGUCCAGAGUCUCCUCUAUAUUCUCCCGCGUCUUCAUGCGAGGACCCGUCACGAGCAAUGGCCCAACAUAGCACGCCUGGUGGAUUUGUUCAUGCUUCUUCUGGCGGGGCUCCACAAGGACCGUCAUCGCCAUCUGUGGAAGCGAGUCAUGAUCUGUCGUCGCCAUCUCUCAUCAAAGAUGCGGCAGGAGAGAGUGAACAGGAAAUGAAGCGAAUGACGCUUGAUGAGAAGAGCGGUGCCGAUGCAACUCGUCCAACAACUGUGGAUCUGCAUGCUGCCCGAAACGUUUGCACAUCUCCGGGCAUGGCGAGCUCUUCCUUUUCUUUGUCAGAAUCGUCGCCUCUGGUAGCGCCAUCUCUCCCGAAGAGCGAAACUGGCGUCAGUUCAAAUGUCCCGUCGCUGGCGUCUCUUUCAGCAGCGUUGUCGCAGGCCUUCCCUAAUCUUGCAUCUGCUAUGUCUGUGCCAACCUCUAACAAGGUCCCAAGAACCGACUCGUUGUCGUCUGUUUCGCCGGAGCAUUUGCAACUUUUCCAGCAGUUGGCUGAGCAGUUCCUGCCGUCGCAACAACGCCUUCAACCGCCGCGAAACUCACACGGUUCAGCAGCCUCUAUCGGGAGUGCUUCCUCGCUUUCUCUCAUUAAUCCCCAUGUCGAAAUGAGUAGUGUUUCUCGAAAUUCGCCGAUCUUCGGAAAUACGGUGGACCCCGGUGUUCUCUCUGGUGUAGCUGAAUUAAGUACAGCCAUUUCGCAAACAGUGAGAAGUGGGGACCUAGCUGCAAAUGUAGGAAAUCGGCAUCUCGCAUCAUCCACACAUCUUUCAUCAUCCUUGUCGCAGCUUCACUCUACAAACCUGCCAUCCGUUAAUUCCUUUUCGACUGAGCCUCCCCUUUCCCGAGCGUCGUCGGGUUGCACCUCUGCGUCUGCCCUCCCGUCCAUGUCUCUGCAUUCGACAAACCCUCGACUAGCCUCGCCGUCGACGUCACCGUUCCAAGCGCCGUCGUCUGAAGCCGGAUCGUCAAUGAACUCAGCUUCUUCAGCUACGAGGCGAGAAAGCAGUGCGGUACCAAGCCAUCCGUCUUCGCCUGCUACGAAGUUGUCGUUCCUGUUAGGUGGUCAUGCGCAGGGCGCAUCGGGACAAAUGGUCGACGUAUUCUCACGCCAGUCAAGCGGAACGGCACCCAGAGGACCAGAGGAUGCGUACGCCGUCUUUGCAGGCCCCAAUGCAGGUCGGGGCCGACGACACCGGAUGGCCUACACCCACAAACAGGGGCGCCGCACCUAUGCGUCUCAAGCCCGUGACUUCCCCCGGGUUGAGGGUAUCGAGUAUAAUGUAAAGUGCGCGUGCUGGGAAGUGCGUUGUGGAGCGAGCUUCAAGGUAUUCAGUACACGUCGAUUAGGCGGUCUUCAGGAGGCGUAUGACCUCGCUGUCAAGUGGAAACAGGAGGUGGAAGGUGGAUCAGGAGGAAAUGGUUGUCGGCGGCUUGUUAGUGAUAGGAGGUUGGCAAGGAACGCGGGAACAGUUUCACAGAAUAUGAUGAUGUUCCUGGGGAACGAUGGUUCCGGCGGCCCUCGGGUCUCGGGUGGUGAUGAGGACGGAGAGGCGGACGAAGAGGCUGACCACGAGGAAGGUUGCCCCUACCCGGGGGAGAGUGACGCGGGGAAUAGCCUCAAGCGGGGAUCACGUUCGGGAAGCUCCAAAGAAGAUCAAGAAGAUGACGACAGGCUGCGGGUGCUUCAGCACACUGAGUGGGGAGCGGGUAACAGGGUAGAAAACCCCGCAGUGGAUAGAAACGCAAGAGCGCUUGCGUACGACCUUUGGAUGCGGUCUGGUGGAUCACCGUCGUGUGAGGACGGUGCUCCCGCACCGGCAAUGAGUCUGGGUGAGGCAGCAUUGGCGACGCAGAGACCCCAAGGAGACGUAGACAUGCUUACCUCUCUUCUCGAGCAGCUAUCUAAAACCAAUGGCACCGCUGGAAGCGGCUCUGUCUCGUCUCUUCAGGAAGACUCCCAAGCUGCCCCUGAGGAUAUUUGCGGUGCACUGACGUUGCUGGCGGGUGCUGUCAAUGGUCAGAGCACAGACAUUGGGAAACAAGGAUCUCUAGGAGACGUUUUGACAGGGGAUGUGGCUCAUGAUUUGAGGCGGUUAUUGCGACCGGAGCCUGAUGAAAAUGCCAGGGGGUCUGCGGUCAAUCGGGACACGAUGGUAAGAGGAGUAAAGGAUGGGGGACAAGCGCAUGAAAAUGGGGAUGACCCAAGUCCGGGCGAACUGAGAGGAAACGGAGGGCGAGACUCCGCACAGCAUAUGGAAGAACACAAGAAGCGAAGCCGUGAAUAUGAUGGACACAACGAUCCAGAAAACAGGUUGAUCAACGCAAUCUUCGCGGCAGCUUCGUCUAGCAAAAAGGCGAGAACGGACUGAUGAGAAAGGGGACUCAGAUGUCAGAUGAGAUGCUGUUGUGUGGAAGCACUGCAUUGCCUCUCAUCGUACGCCGAUUACUGAUAAGAAGUUGGCAACUUGUGUUGCCGUUGUAUCAACCAAGUUGCUCUUGUAAUUGGCGAGUAGUGGCGAUUGUGUAGGUUGUCUUUGUGGUACGGCCACAAAGGGGUGCAUUGACAGUUCCAAAAGAGGUCGUCUCAAUUCGCUAUUCAGGCAGAGAUACCUGUUGUGAAAGAUGGCCAGUUUUAGAAUUCCACAAAGGUUUGGCUUUAGGCCGGAAUACAAUUGUACAGAUGAAAAACAACCCACCGUCCCAACUACGCCUCUCGUGGGGUAUGCUGAUUACAGGCAGUGUGAUGUUGCGUUGUGUAGCGCUUGAAACGUGCGUUGAUGGUUGCUCAUACUGGUCGGGGGCUUGCCUGCAAAUUGGCGUGUGCUACGGAACCGGCAUGCUUUACCCCGGACAUGCCCAGCAAUAUGAUCACGCACCACGUAUGACUUUUUCUUAUGUGCUGGGGUCCCAAGGAAUAAGCAAGGAACGCGGCUACUUUUGAAGACCGUCGGUAUACAUGCUUUCGGUGAUCUAGUGGGUGCUGGGAUGUCACUGUCAUUUCCGUGCGUUUUGUCGUCGCCCGUGCCUUUGAUUAGGAACGGACGGCAAGGGCCGGUUGUUCCGUAGACAUUCGCUUAUGUUUAAGAGGGUAAGUGAAUGGAGGAGGGCAGUCCUCAUGCAGCUGAUUAUGUCCCCUCCGUUGUAAUACAGAUAAACACAACAAUUUCCUCAAUGUGGUCAGUGUAACUGUAUAAAGCUUGGAAUGGCCUUGUUCACAGAUAUCAUGGCGAGUCUCACAGAGCCUCUCUUGGAUAUUGGUUCCGUGCACAAAAGCCGGGCAUAUUAUCAUCAGUGACUGUAGCAGUUUACGGGUUGACUGAAGUAGGUAAAUAAAACAGUUCGCGAAAAGCGCCGACAGCACUGCUUGGAAGUUGUCCCUCCUGCAGUGAAUGAUGCGGUAGCAUGCGUUCACAAAACUCGUUCAGGAAUCACACCCAUUGGGUUCCAGUACUUGUGCUUUCCUCCUGUAUAUUUCUCACCAAGCCGUAUAUAGCACUUUUUGACAAAUAUUUGGUCCCAGC
Molecule: messenger RNA, 12765 nt
Organism: Toxoplasma gondii ME49
Lineage: Eukaryota; Apicomplexa; Conoidasida; Eucoccidiorida; Sarcocystidae
Gene: AP2VIIA4
Product: AP2 domain transcription factor AP2VIIa-4
Exons: 5
Coding region: 1318-11613 (3431 amino acids)
Biological process (GO): regulation of DNA-templated transcription
Molecular function (GO): DNA-binding transcription factor activity
Source: RefSeq, a predicted model, not a curated record